ACAGCCUGGGAGACUCUGGUGUCUCUAUACCCCAUCUCCAAGUGUGGAAACUGAGACCAAGUAGGCUCAGGCUCUCUUGUCACCCAGGUUUGGCAGUGACUCCAACUGCAGGUCUGGCCCAGACCCUGAGAAGAGGCCACUUGGACCUCAGACCAUGGCCUUCUCAACAGCUCGACUCCCCCUGAGGUCCUGCCGGAUCCUUACCCACAGCAGCCUUCUGUUGCUCCUCAGCUUGGGGUGGGUGCAGCCUUUGUGGGCUCAGACAGUUAUGACCCAGCAGACGCCUAACCUCCUCAACCCAGUAUUGGCCAGCAAGAAUGACCUUGCCAGCCUUGACCCCAGCCUCCUCUGUGACUUCACCUGUACGGAGGUGUCUGGCAUGAGCAUUGAGCGUGCCCAGGAGCUGGCCAUGACCAUAAGGCAGAAGAAUGUCACUCUCCGGGUGGAUCAGCUACACUGUCUGGCACUUCACCUCUCCAAGCACCUCGUCCCCAAGAACCUGGACAGCUUUCCAGUGGAUAUGUUGCCCUUCUUCAACCCAGACUUGUUCAUGGGGCCCCAGGCCUGUACCCAGUUCUUCUCUGGCAUCGCCAAGGCCAAUGUGGAUGUGCUCCCGCGGGGGGCUCCUAAGCGGCGGCAGCUGCUGCUUGCAGCUCUGGCCUGCCAGGGUGUGCAGGGGUCUCGGGUGAGUGAGGACAACGUACAGGCCCUGGGAGGCCUAGCUUGUGACCUGCCUGGGCACUUUGUUGUCAACUCUGCGGCAGUUGUCCUCCCCCGGCUGGCAGCCUGCCCAGGGCCCCUGGACCAGGACCAACAGGAGGCAGCCAGGGCAGCUCUGCAGGGUGGAGAAACACCCUAUGGCCCCGCAUCAAGGUGGUCGGUCUCUACAUUGGAUGCCCUGCAAAACCUGCUGGCUGUGCUGGACCAGUCCAUCAUACGUACCAUCCCCAAGGGGGUCACGGAUGCCUGGCUGCAUCAUACCUCCCAGGAGCCAUUUGGGCAAUGGCCUGAGCUGACCACCAUCCUUGUGAGGCUCAAGCGGAGCGCAGAGGAGAAGGUCUGUCCCCCAGGGCGGAAGCCCCAAGUGGUGGAGGAAGACCUCUUCUUCUAUGCUGACUGGGAACUGGAGGCCUGUGUGGAUGGUGCCCUGCUGGCUACACAGAUGGACCGAGUGAAUGCCAUUCCCUUUACCUACCAGCAGCUCCACAUCUUUAAGCGCAAACUGGAUGAGACCUACCCACAAGGCUACCCUGAGUCCCUGAUCCUGAGCCUGGGCCACUUCUUCCACCUCAUGAGCCCUGAGGACAUUCAGAAGUGGAAUGUGACCUCCCUGGACACCUUGAAAGCUCUGCUCAAAGUCAGCAAAAGGCCAAAUAUGGACACUAAGGUGGUCACCCUGACUGCCCGCUACCUGCAGGGGAGUGGCCAGCUGGACAAAGAUAUUCUGGAUGCCUUGGCUGGCUUUUAUCCCACCUACCUGUGUGCCCUCAGUCCUGAGCAGCUGGGGUCUGUGCCUGCCAGGCUCCUAUGGGAAGCCAGGCCUCAGGACCUGGACACAUGCAACUCAAAGCAGCUGGUCGUUCUCUAUCCCAAGGCCCGCUUGGCAUUCCAGAAUGUGAGCGGGUUAGAGUACUUCAAGAAGAUCCAGCCCUUCCUGGGUGGGGCCUCCAUAGAGGACCUGCAGGCCCUCAGCCACCAGAAUGUAAGCAUGGACAUGGCCACAUUUAAGAAGCUGCCAGUCAAGGCUGUGGAGCGGCUGACCGUGGCCGAGGUGCAAAACCUUCUGGGACGGAACGUGGCAGGCCUGAAGGCAGAGGAGAGGAACAGUCCUGUGAAGGAAUGGAUCUUCCAGCAGCGGCAGGAAGACCUGGAUAUGCUGGGGCUGAGACUUCGUGGUGGUAUCCCCAAUGGCUACAUGGUCCUGGACCUCAACUCACGACGAGAGGCCUUCUCUGGAGGACCCCACCUCCUUGCACCUGGACUUGUGCUGGCGUUGACCCGGGCUGUGCUUGUGGCUGGGACUCUGAACUGAGGCUACCAUUCCCAAAGCCCCUGGCCCCUGCCCAUUGUGGAGCUCCACUAUGUGGGAGCAGGCCCACGUGAUCAAUGUCUGGCCCAAGGACAUUUGAGCUCAAUAAACAGUAGCCCAUCCCUCUGCA
Messenger RNA from Chinchilla lanigera (long-tailed chinchilla), 2159 nucleotides. Its product is annotated as mesothelin. The record is from RefSeq and is a predicted model, not a curated record. The transcript is spliced from 17 exons. Gene Ontology annotation, cellular component: cell surface. NCBI's taxonomy places the organism in Eukaryota, Metazoa, Chordata, Mammalia, Rodentia, Chinchillidae. Gene Ontology annotation, biological process: cell-matrix adhesion. Bases 155 to 2032 code for a protein of 625 amino acids.